AGAUGAGAGCAGCAGGUGCAGAAUUCUUGUAGUGAUUUCACUGAAAAUUUUAGUAGACUAAAUAUUACUAUCAUAAGUAAUAACAUUGCGAAGAAAUAUAAUUUCUUAAAAAAAUUUUUAGUACUACUUACAACGCAUGUAAUUACAGCUGUAUCUAAAAUAAAAGAACAAUUUGCACCGGCUCGUACCGCGUAACUGUCUCGAUCGAUUUACCUUGCUUUUAUUCUCUGAAAAUGGAAGCUUUGAUACCCGUAAUAAAUAAAUUACAAGAUGUAUUUAAUACUGUUGGUGCUGACGCUAUACAAUUACCGCAAAUUGUGGUACUUGGUACACAGAGUUCAGGCAAGUCAUCUGUAAUUGAAAGUUUAGUUGGCCGAUCUUUUUUACCACGAGGUACUGGUAUUGUGACCAGAAGGCCUUUAGUAUUACAGCUUGUUUAUACACCUAAAGAUGAGCGUGAACUUCGAACUGCAGAAAAUGGCACUUUGGAUCUGGAUGAAUGGGGCACAUUUUUGCAUAAAAGAAACAAAAUAUAUACAGAUUUUGAUGAAAUUCGCAGAGAAAUAGAAUCUGAAACAGAUCGUAUGGCUGGAACCAAUAAAGGAAUUUGCCCAGAACCAAUCAACCUGAAGAUAUAUUCAACAUCAGUUGUUAAUUUGACCCUUAUAGAUCUUCCUGGUAUUACAAAAGUGCCAGUUGGUGACCAGCCAGAAGAUAUUGAGUCUCAAAUACGUCAACUUGUCUUAAAGUAUAUAUGUAAUCCUAAUUCUAUUAUAUUAGCUGUUGUCACUGCUAAUACAGACAUGGCUACAAGUGAAAGUUUAAAACUCAGUAAGGAUGUUGAUCCAGAUGGCAGGCGUACUUUAGCAGUUGUGACAAAAUUAGAUCUUAUGGAUGCUGGAACUGAUGCCAUUGAUAUAUUAUGUGGUAGAGUAAUUCCAGUAAAAUUGGGAAUUAUUGGAGUAGUAAAUCGUUCCCAACAAGAUAUAAUGAAUAACAAAACUAUCCAGGAUGCAUUAAAAGAUGAAGCUACAUUUUUGCAACGUAAAUAUCCAACUUUGGCAAAUAGAAAUGGGACACCUUAUUUAGCUAAAACAUUAAAUCGCUUACUCAUGCACCAUAUUCGGGAUUGCCUUCCAGAUUUAAAGACAAGAAUAAAUGUGAUGGUCUCACAAUUUCAAACCCUACUUAAUUCAUACGGUGAAGAUGUUGGUGACAAGAGUCAAACUUUGCUUCAAAUUAUUACUAAAUUCGCAAGUAGUUACUGUUCUACAAUUGAAGGAACAGCCAGGAAUAUAGAAACAACAGAAUUGUGCGGUGGUGCACGAAUUUGUUAUAUAUUUCACGAAACGUUUGGUAAAACAUUAGAUUCUAUACACCCGCUGGCGGGUCUCACUAAAAUGGACAUCUUAACAGCUAUUCGAAAUGCAACUGGUCCAAGACCUGCUCUGUUCAUACCAGAGGUUUCAUUCGAAUUAUUGGUCAAGCGACAAAUUCGAAGACUCGAAGAACCUUCUUUAAGAUGCGUCGAGCUCGUACAUGAAGAAAUGCAAAGGAUCAUACAACACUGUGGUACAGAAGUACAGCAGGAAAUGUUACGUUUUCCAAAAUUACACGAACGUAUUGUCGAUGUAGUAACACACUUACUACGUCGACGCCUUCCGCCUACUAAUCACAUGGUUGAAAAUUUGGUUGCUAUAGAACUGGCAUAUAUUAACACUAAGCAUCCAGACUUUCAUAAGGAUGCAGCUCUUGUAUCAUCUUUAUUGAAAAAUAAUGAUGUGGAUCACGUGAAACAAAAUAGAAGGCUUCCCUCUACCACAAGUACAUCAAGUACUAUAAUUCCAAAUGAUACAAGUGCAAAGUCAGUUAAUAGUCAAGACGAAGUAGCAUAUUUUUCCGAGCAGAAUAAAGAUCAACAAGGACAUCAAAAUCAUUGGCUACUAAGUAAUCUCUUGCCUCAGGGACGAUCCGAAUCGAAUAGUUCAAUCGAUGGUUCUCCAGUAAGAAAUCAUGAGCAGAGCAGAGCUUCUCCUAAUCCAAAUCCAGUGAUCGAAGUAAUAAGAACAUCUUCGCAACAGAAACCAAUAAAUCUACUGCCAGAGGUACCUAUGCAAACAUCUCGCAAACUUAGCGAACGGGAACAACGAGACUGUGAUGUAAUUGAAAGACUAAUAAAAUCAUACUUUUAUAUUGUACGAAAAUCUAUACAAGAUAGCGUACCAAAAGCUGUCAUGCAUUUCCUAGUCAACUAUGUAAAAGACAACGUACAAAGUGAACUCGUAACGCAUCUGUAUAAAUCGGAUCAUGCCGAAGUACUUUUAAAUGAGAGUGAACACGUUGCUGUUAGACGUAAGGAAGCAGCAAAUAUGUUAAAGGCACUAACACAAGCUGGUCAUAUUAUUAGCGAAAUCCGAGAGACGCACAUGUGGUAACUGAGUCUAUACAUAACUCACGUCAUCAGUUUCUAGUUCAAUUUAGACAUUUUGGUGAUUUAGUAGCUAAACUGUCUACUGGAAUCACGUGUAUGUCAAGCUACUUUGUGUAGUUUAUAUUUUUUAUGCAAGCAGUGUUUUCAAGAUCUAAGAUCUUUAGUUUCAGUUUAUGGGUAUAAAAGAACACGAUUAUCAUAACACGUGCAUUUAAUAGUAAUUAUCGAUAUUGAGCAAUCGAAAUAUUACUACUAGUAACGAUGGUGCUCAUGCCACAGUUCUACAUCAAAAGCCUUAUCAAAUUUAAAUGAAUGUCCAGCCUAGUUGAAAAGUAAUUGUGAAGUGUCGAAACAAGAAGUAAACCACCAUGAAUGCA
This is a messenger RNA of Osmia bicornis bicornis, 2808 nucleotides long. RefSeq names its product dynamin-1-like protein (gene Drp1). Gene Ontology annotation, biological process: mitochondrial fission. The transcript is spliced from 7 exons. Gene Ontology annotation, cellular component: cytoplasm; membrane; mitochondrion. The record is from RefSeq and is a predicted model, not a curated record. The coding region runs from base 234 to 2435 and encodes 733 amino acids. Lineage: Eukaryota; Metazoa; Arthropoda; Insecta; Hymenoptera; Megachilidae. Gene Ontology annotation, molecular function: GTPase activity; microtubule binding; GTP binding.